Messenger RNA from Camelina sativa (false flax), 801 nucleotides. RefSeq lists its product as uncharacterized. Lineage: Eukaryota; Viridiplantae; Streptophyta; Magnoliopsida; Brassicales; Brassicaceae. The record is from RefSeq and is a predicted model, not a curated record.
AUGGCAUCAAACAAUACUCCUAACAGCCAGUCUCAAUCCUAUUUUAGCCUUCUUAACUUCCCAUAUGACAGCUUUGCUCCCAAUGUAAACACUAGUUCGUCUCAAAUCCCUGCUUUUAGUUUGCAACCUAGUUCACUGCCAACUCAACCUCCUAGUCAAUCAGAAGAGACAGCAGAACAGCGUAGGGAGAGACGGUUAUGGUCUUCACAAGAUGACUUAGUCCUGAUAAGCGCCUGGUUAAACACAUCGAAGGAUGCAGUAGUUGGGAAUUGCCAAAAGGCAGGGUCCUUUUGGAUUCGUAUAGGAGACUAUUACCGUACAAGUAGUCAUGUACGUGGUGGUGCUGAGCCUAGGCGCCCUGACCAUUGUAGACAAAGAUGGCAAAAAAUCAGUAAGGAAGUGAGCAGGUUCUGUGGAGCUUUUGCAGAGGCAGAGGGUGAGAAAGCUAGUGGCAUGAACGAUAAAUGGGCAAACCUGGAGACUAUGAACCCCACCCCAAAGACAACCAGUUUGAACAAAAGGAAAGCUGAUGAUGCUGCUGGAUCGACAGGUUCUGUGGUUGGUGAGCACGAGAGCAGACCUCCGGGCAUAAAGGCAACAAAAAAACUAAGGAACAAAGGCAAAGAUAAGGCUACACCAUCUGCAGAGUUUAGUCAGAUAUGGGAGAUAAAACAGAAGGACUCAGAGGGCAUGAAGCAACUCCAAAAGAUGUCCAUUCUUGACACUCUCAUUGCCAAGAAUGAAACCCUAGACGAAGAUGAAAAAGCGCUUAAGAAGAAGCUAAUGGCGGAAUUGUUUUAA